AUGGCGAGUACCGGCCGUCCCUCUGUCUCUAAAGCGCCUCGAAAAUCGUCGUGUCAUCUCGAAGUGCCGGUGACGCUUUCCCUCUUCCUCGUGACCCUCGCGCACUUCGCGCCGCAAAUUGCGGCCAACAACUGCCCUUCGUUCCGGCCAAUCGGCGUCGACUGUCCUCCCGCCACGUCAGGAGCAUCCGCGUCCACAUCCGACGCCGCAAAUCCCGCCUGCAAAUCACAGGCCUACUUGGGCCGAUUCGCCGUGCAGGGCUCGAAGCGCUUCCGCCUCCCAGCUCUCCCGCACGGCGUUCCGCUUCCGCCGGGCGCGCUCGCGGCGGACUGCUGCGCGGAGUGCCAGCAGCGCGCGGACUGCGCCUACUGGAACAUCCUGCUCCGCCCGCGCCGCUGCCUGCUGUUCGCUGCUGACGUGUGCGCCGCGGACGGGCCGGCGGUAUUUCUUCCUGGCGAGGAGAACGCCUUCGUCGGGACUCGCUACUGCAACGCAACGAAGUCUGUAACGCGAACAACGCCCAACACCGCCGAUACCACACAAGACGGCAGCACACCUUCCGAGAGUGCGCUUUCCCUUUUCGAGGACGCUAUUGACGAGGAUGAGCAGGAGGCGGCGGAGGGGCAGGCGGAGGAGAGAGCAGAAGCGGAGGAGGAGCAUGAUGCGCAUGUCAUGGGCGUGUUGGAAGGGGACAUGGCGAGAAUGCAAGCAGAGGAGGCGGAAGAGUUGAAUAUCGUGGAAGCAGCCUCUCAAGUCACGAGCCAAGCAGCAGCCAUGGAAGCAGAGAAGGCGGCGAGAGAAAACAAAGAGGAGGCGAAGAAAGGAACAAUCGCAGAGCAGGCUGCGUGGAGGGACCUGGAGCAGCAGGAGAUUCCGGCAAAACUGACCUCAUAUGAAAUGCUGGAUGCUGAUGCUCUUGCCGCAAACCAAGCAGCAGCAAUGGAGGAAGAAGCGGCGGAGAGGAGGGCAGAUGCCAGCGUAGCCGCGCUGAAAGACCUGGAGGAGCAAGAAAUCCCGGUGAAGCUAACCUCUUAUGAGAUGGUGGAUGCUGGUUCGCUGGCUGACAGGCAAGCAGCGGCAAUGGAGGAGGAGAGAGAGGAGAGGCAGGAGAGUGAGAGAGCAGCAGUGCUGCGGCAGCUGGAGGAGCAGGAGAUUCCCGUGUGGCUUAACCUGAGAGGGCACUCUGCCUUCCACACGACGUCCUGA
Messenger RNA from Closterium sp. Yama58-4, 1206 nucleotides. The record is from the annotation of a GenBank genome assembly. NCBI's taxonomy places the organism in Eukaryota, Viridiplantae, Streptophyta, Zygnematophyceae, Desmidiales, Closteriaceae.